Messenger RNA from Lucilia cuprina (Australian sheep blowfly), 1069 nucleotides. Its product is annotated as dnaJ homolog subfamily C member 17. The transcript has a single exon. Gene Ontology annotation, biological process: spliceosomal complex disassembly. The record is from RefSeq and is a predicted model, not a curated record. Lineage: Eukaryota; Metazoa; Arthropoda; Insecta; Diptera; Calliphoridae. The coding region runs from base 143 to 1021 and encodes 292 amino acids. Gene Ontology annotation, molecular function: RNA binding. Gene Ontology annotation, cellular component: spliceosomal complex.
UUAGGUUUUUUAGGGUUAAAUUAAAGCCCAUCACUAUGAAUUCUAUAAAAACUAUCAAAACAAACGAAACAAUUGUUUUAUAUUAAAAUAAAAAAUAGUGAAGUAUACAAAAUAUAAAAAUAAACAAACCAAAUAAAAAACGAUGACAUCUAAAAAAUAUAGUGAAGUAAAUUUUUAUGCAAUUUUGGGCAUUGAAAUUGAAGCAGAUGAAAGUACUAUUAGAAAAGCUUACCGCAAAAAGGCUUUGGAAUGCCAUCCUGACAAAAAUCCUGAUAAUCCCAAAGCAGCAGAAUUGUUUCAUGAACUUUCUAAGGCAUUGGAAAUACUUACCGAUAAGUCGGCGAGAACAGCAUACGAUAAUGUUUGGAAAGCAAAGAAGGCGGCGGAGUUCCGCAAUAAACAAUUGGACAGCAAAAGACAAAAACUUAAAGCUGAUUUAGAAAAGCGAGAACGUGAGUUUCACAAUAAUUUACAAUCGAGCAAAACCUUCCAAACAGCACACAAGUCCGAUGAGGACAUUUUACAAGAACAGAUAGAAAGAUUGAGAAGAGAAGGAUCUCGACUUUUGGAAGAAGAACAGGUCAUGCUAAAGGAACAAUUACAAAAAUCCUUAGCUGAACAUAUGCAACAGCAAAAUACAAAUAAUUCAACAUAUCGUCUAAAGAUCAAGUGGAAAUCAGACAAAAAGGAUCCAUUAAACGGUGGAUAUAGUCAAGAAAAUAUUCUAACAUACCUGAAAAAAUAUGGAGAUAUUAUCGCUUUAGUUAUGAGUAAAAAAUGUGGCAGUGCUCUGGUAGAAUUUAAAACAUUAGAGUCAGCUGAGAUGGCUUUAGCUUAUGAAAAGGGUUUAGUGGAAAACCCAUUACAUAUAGAAUGGAUUACACCUCCACCAUCAGAUAUAGAAAAUCAAAGAAAGACUACAGUUACCACAACCGAUUAUGAGGAUUUGGUUAUGCGGAAAUUAAGGCAAGCUGAAGAACGUAAAAGGAUAAUAGAACAAUUACAAAAAGAAGAUUUAUAAGAUUUUAGGAUUCUUUUUCUAAUGUUUAAUAAUAUACAUAUAUUUAAA